Penicillium cataractarum is the source of this 315-nucleotide messenger RNA. RefSeq lists its product as uncharacterized. The record is from RefSeq and is a predicted model, not a curated record. Bases 1 to 315 code for a protein of 104 amino acids. Lineage: Eukaryota; Fungi; Ascomycota; Eurotiomycetes; Eurotiales; Aspergillaceae. Gene Ontology annotation, molecular function: transcription corepressor activity. The transcript has 2 exons.
AUGGCCGAGGAAGCCUCUCCUGAGAAGACUACCGCAGAGGAGUCUUUUCUGUCACAGCCAAACUCCGAUGCCCAAGGCCAACUCACCGCGGCAGUCGACGAGCUGCUCGACCAACUCCAGAGCAAAUUCGACAAUGUCUCCAAAGAAAUGUUUAGCAAGUGUCCGUACCCUCCCUAUCGCUUGGCUACGGUCCUCCCUUCUCUGUACAAUACUAACCUCCUGCCAGUGGAUGACAUGACCCGCCGCCUCGACGAACUGGAGGCCUCAUUAACAGCUUCGGGCACCGACUCGGCAGCCGCGACUCCCACUCAAUAA